Trypanosoma grayi is the source of this 1407-nucleotide messenger RNA. RefSeq lists its product as hypothetical. The record is from RefSeq and is a predicted model, not a curated record. Lineage: Eukaryota; Euglenozoa; Kinetoplastea; Trypanosomatida; Trypanosomatidae. The transcript has a single exon. The coding region runs from base 1 to 1407 and encodes 468 amino acids.
AUGGAGCGCAUGGAUGACGAGGGCCGCCUCCUCUUCUCCGUGGAGGUUCUGCUGGCGAACGUUCCCAGUCUCAUUGCAGACCUCAGCUCCGCCAAGUACACGCUCCUCAGCUUCUCCGAUAAGUCGCGAAACGAGGUGAAGCAGAAGACCGCACUAAUUCCGGCGGUAAAUGAAGCUUUCUGCGAGCUAAUGCAGACACGGCAUCGCUUGCAUAAUGAGCAGCAGCAUUUGAAUGAGCUCGAGACGAGGCUCGUACAGUCAGCGCCGCCCAAGUUUGUCUCUGUGGAAGAGGCCCACUCUGCGGCUAGCCCUAGCCACGUCGAUCACCACACCACGAAGAAGAAUAAUUGCGAGCGUCGCUACGGAGUCGACGCGGAGGAGCGGAUAGUGGACUAUGCUGGUCCGUCACCGCCAGCACCCGAUUCCGAAACGCAAUCAGGAGAGGAGNCGUCGAGCCAAAACCAUAACAAUGACACGAACAACAGAAAUGACAACAGAGACAAUGUCCACAGUAGUGCACGGAUUGACGCUCCCAAUCAGGCCAUAAUCACGCUGAACCCUGAGGACCUGAAGAAGGUACGGGAUGCUGAGUCACUUUUAAAUGAGGAGCGCGAGGAACUGGUGCGUCUCUCCAAAGAGACGAAUGGAAUGGAUAACCGACUAGAGUCUGACCGCGUCCGCUGCGAGGAUAUGACGCAGCAUGUGCAGAAGCUCAAGUGGGAGUACGAAAAGGUCCGUGCGGCACUCACGGCGGUGAAGCACGAGCGUAGCAUGUAUGCCCUGCUGCAGCAUGAAUGGGAGACACGGCAGCAGAUAAGUGAAGAGGCGCUGCGCGGAAUAAGUGAGAUGCACGCGAAGUGCCGUGAAGAGGAGCUCGCUAUCCUUACACGUUACCUCGACGAUGUGCGGGUGGGCAUCGCCAGCAGCCGCAUGGAAUUAGAAAAGAAGAAGCGUGUCAACGAAGUGGAACUGGCAGUAUACCAGAUCGCAUACAAGGAGCAGCAGGCUGCUGCGGAGGAGGUGAAGGACGUUAUGGCCCAUCUCCAUCACCACCAGUGGGAGUUGGAACUGCUAGCGAAGCGGCAGGAGGCUGAGGAGGCUAGGCGGAACACUAUCCGUCGCUUAUUAAUGGCCUCUCUGCGCAUGUCGCCAGAUUCCAGUGAUGCAGCGGUAGCCACGCGUGAACUCACGGAGGUGCAGCUCGCGGAGGUACGGGAGGAGCACCGGCCUGUUAGUGUACUGGCAACGCGCAUUGGCGUGAUGGAGGAGCGGCGGCGCGCCAUGGCGGCGGUGUUGCAGCGCGUCGCCUCAGCCGAAAGCGACGCCACAACCAUGAUGUGUGCACUAAGGCAAGUGCAGGAUCUGCUUGCGGAGGACAUCGUCAUUGACGAGGCAACGCUGCAGUGA